Molecule: messenger RNA, 1820 nt
Organism: Aethina tumida (small hive beetle)
Lineage: Eukaryota; Metazoa; Arthropoda; Insecta; Coleoptera; Nitidulidae
Gene: cpa
Product: F-actin-capping protein subunit alpha
Exons: 4
Coding region: 220-1113 (297 amino acids)
Biological process (GO): actin cytoskeleton organization; barbed-end actin filament capping
Cellular component (GO): F-actin capping protein complex; actin cortical patch
Molecular function (GO): actin filament binding
Source: RefSeq, a predicted model, not a curated record
AUAUUUUAUGUAAAAAAAUAAUAAAAACAGAAGAAUAAUAAUCAAAUUUGCAGCUAAGUUUGAAAGUGUCUUGUAAGCGCAUUUGUGUCAUCAUCCAGAAUUAUUUAUGAGCUGUAACAAAUUAAUUUGUAGAUCUAAGUUGCAUUGAAAAGCGCUCGGAAAAACAAUCGACUGUCACAAGUCUACGCCAGUGAGUCACCGCAGCUGUCACAUCAGCAAAUGAUAAACCAACCCAACCUAAAUAUGGCGUCCGACGGCGAUGAUGUGAUCACAGACCAGGAAAAGGUCCGAAUAGUUUCGGAUUUUAUCCUGCAUUCUCCGCCUGGAGAGUUCAAUGAAGUGUUCAACGAUGUAAGGAAAUUGCUAAAUAACGAUGACCUGCUGAAGGAAGGGGCCAGCGGGGCGUUCGCUCAAUACAACAAGGACCAAUUGACCCCCGUUCGGAUCGAAAACGCCGAUCAUUUAGUGUUAAUUACAGAGUACAACGAUUUAGGAAACAACAGAUUCUUCGAUCCCAGGUCUAAGCAAAGCUUCAAGUAUGAUCACCUGAGGAAGGAGGCAUCCGAUUACCAACCGUACACGCCGGACAGCGCCGCAGAACCAUGGCGCUCCGCCCUCGACGCCGAAUUCAUUCAAUACACUAGGAACCAUUAUAAGGACGGCGUUUGCAGUGUCGUUUCGAAGAACCAAGGCGGCGGUUCGAUCACCCUCACCGCUUGCAUCGAGGACCAUCAGUUCCAGCCGAAAAACUUCUGGAACGGUCGAUGGAGGUCACAGUGGUCGGUUUUCUUGAAUGACAGCUCCACUGCAGAAGUUCGCGGAGUCUUGAAAGUACAAGUACAUUAUUACGAAGAAGGAAAUGUACAGUUAGUCAGCACAAAGGAAAUUAAAGAGUCCGUGUCAGUGACGAACGAGGCGCAGACCGCCAAGGAGAUCGUUCAGAUAAUCGAAACAGCGGAAAAUACUUACCAGACGGCGAUCUCUGAAAACUACCAAACGAUGUCAGACACAACAUUCAAGGCUUUAAGGAGACUCUUGCCAGUGACACGUACAAAAAUCGAUUGGAACAAAAUUGUCUCUUACAGUAUUGGAAAGGAAUUAAAAACCCAAUGAUAAGCAGCAGAACUGAACUUCAGAAUAAUUGGCUAUCUUGUGCCGUCGUCUUGUUAUCGCUUAGGAAUGUUGUGUACAUAUUGCCAGAUCUUGUUAAGUUUAUGAUAGAGCAGGGAUAGCCACUGUUUAGUCUAAUUAUCAACAUUUAAUUUGCUUUUUUAUACCUCCUUUAGAUUAUAAGCUUUGUUUAAUUUGAUUUUUUAUUUCCACAGUAUUUAAGGAAAAAGGCCCAGACUAGCCAAUAGCCUUCAUUGACCUUAUUCCCAUAUUUCUAGGUACUAUGAUAAUUUUAUUUAUAUAGAAUUCAUGUUUUUAUAUUAAAUCAUUUAUUAAUUAAUUAAACUAAAUAUAUUUUAUAUUCGUUUACAUAUUUAGUAGGUAAUUAUAAAUAUAUUAAAUAAAAAUUAAUAAAUUUCCUAUACAUGUCUAUCCCUGUUUUUUAUUUCACAUGGAAGUUGUGCAAUAUCUAUGCCACAAACCAAGCUUAUUAUUUUAAUUUAAAACUAUUGAGGUUUAAGGUUGCAAAAAGCAUCUUUCAUUUCAUCUAACAUAUCUGAUUAUUUAUGCGUUUAUAUGAGCUGCAGUUUUUAGAAAGCAUUUCACUUUAGACAGUCAAAUAAUUUGGUGCCGUUAAGGAUCAAAUAAUUUAUAUCUUGUUAGAGUCAAUCAUUAUAAGGGUUAUUUUUAAAUAAAAAGUUUUUAUUAUA